Messenger RNA from Anopheles coustani, 1726 nucleotides. Its product is annotated as armadillo repeat-containing protein 6 homolog. The transcript has 3 exons. Lineage: Eukaryota; Metazoa; Arthropoda; Insecta; Diptera; Culicidae. Gene Ontology annotation, biological process: hematopoietic progenitor cell differentiation. The record is from RefSeq and is a predicted model, not a curated record. Gene Ontology annotation, molecular function: protein binding. The coding region runs from base 137 to 1564 and encodes 475 amino acids.
ACUGACUCAUACAGUCUUUACGUUGCUACAUUUUUCUGUAAUAUCGUCCCACACAACUUUCGUCUCUCUCGCAUCUUACAUACGUUGAGCACGUCAAAGGUAUGCAUGCAAAAUUUACAAUAACUUAUGGUUUUAAAUGUGUCUAUUUUUCCAUAUCUCCAGCGCAAUGGCCAAAGUAAUCAGCCAGGAAACAUUUGAUGAGGUGGUGAAGGAAAACAUAGUCGAAUUUUCGAUGUCGGUUGAAGAGGCACGAGAGGAAACUAUCAAACAAUUUGAAGCUCAGGGAAUCAAUCUAGGAAAUAUCAUCAAAGAUCUGAACGUGAACCCGGAAACGGGAAUUCCGUUGAUGAACGAAAGUGUGGACGCAUUGAAAUUACUCGAAAAAUCUAUCAACACGGAGCACGAGAAGUUUGGCCAGCAUUUGGAUGUCGUUGCCGAAGAGUGCAAGCUGGGCGUCCCUCACCGUGUGUUGGCUGCAAAACUUGGCGCAUACGAUCUGAUUGUUAAUGUGCUGGAAGCAAAAGAGGAGCUACCAGUGGACGUUUUGAUUCAAUUGGUAAACGCAGCCAAUGCAAUCAUAAAUAAGCAACCGGACGUGUUUAACAUUAACUCGCUCGCCGUCGCGCUAAAGCAUUUAAAAAGCGCAUCCGAUAGUAAAGUUAUUUGUGCCGUGCUAAGAUGGCUUCAAAAGGCGUGUAUUUUGCACGAAAUGAACCGGCAAAUGAUUAUGGAGGACAAUCUUACAAUUCCUACUGUUAAAGCUUUCCUCGCACGACCGGAACCGGAAGUCGUACGUAAUACUUGCACGCUGUUCCGGUACUUGGUGUUGGACGAUGAUAUUCGGGUCGAGUUUGGUAAGGCGCAUGAACAUGCUCGUCAAUUAGCAGCGGAAUCGCUCACUGAAAUCACGCAGUUACUGACCAAGUUCAAGUCUGAUCAAGAUACCGUAGGUGAUUUGAUGCUAACCAUCGCAUCGUUGACCGUUCGCAAUGAAUUUUGCCAGACGGUCGAGGAGGCAGGAGGACUGAAAUUUAUACUGGAUGCGAUGGUCGAGUAUCCGGACUCGGUGAAAAUUAUUCGCGAGGCGUGCAAACUGCUCAAAGCCUUGGCCGGUAAUGACACCGUCAAGCUGCACAUAGUCCAAUGUGGGGCUGCUCCGUUGUUGGAAUCGGCAUUGAAUCGUCACAAAGACAACGAACCUUUCGCAAGACACGCAUUGGCUUGCAUAUCUACGCUGGCGCUUCGCGAGCCGAGCAACAGCAGUACCUUGUUCGAGACGGGCAUUUCGGAGACGAUUAUUCAAACGAUGAAAAUCCACAGUGGCAGCAAGAUCAUUCAGCGCAAUGGUUCCUGGGCCGUGCGUAACAUGGUUUCACGAUCGCGCGAUCAAUGUGACACGUUCAUAGCGCAGGGAGCCGAAGAUGUACUAAAUCAGGCUCUGAAAGAUCAUCCAAGCAUCGCACACGACGUAAAGUCAGCUCUUCGGGAUCUGGGAUGCAAGGUCCAUCUGAACGAGGAGUGGAAGGCUCAGUCGGAAAUUCAAAUUAAAAAUGACACAAAUUAACUAUUGCACACGCAACGAAAUGCAUUGUAACGAUUAUGAAUCCUUAAACAUUACCGCAUACUAACGUGAGUUUUGCACAUCAUUUGACAACGUACACAGUCCAAUAAAAAUCGUAUGUUUUUCACUAAUCAUCCUUAUUUAAAAAUAAACAUGUUUCUAUCU